AUGAGAGGCCGUGAAGAUGCUGGACCAGAUGUGGAGGCUUCCAGUGGAAAACGUGUCAUUCAUAAAAACGUUGGCGAUACUGUGGAGCUUUCAUCAGGCUUACCAACUGAAGGUGUGACCGUGGCAACGUGGAGAUAUGGAGGAAUAAAUGUUGCAGACAAAGAUGUGGGUGUUUUUGAAAAAUCUCCAUUUAAGGACAGAUCAGAGCUGAACCCUGAAGACUUUACUUUAACAGUGAGAGAACUGAUUCUUCAAGAUUCUGGUGAUUUCAUGUUUAUCUCAGGCUGGAAUAACAAGCAAAGGCCUUCAGUCACCAUCUCUCUGCAAGUUCAUGAGCCCAUAACUAAACAGCCUGACAUAAAAAUCAAUUCUACCUGGGAGGCUUGUAAUGAAUCAUGUAAAGUUCUGCUGGAGUGCAGCACAACUGGUGAUGUCAGCUACAAGUGGACUGUAGGAAAACAAACACUAACUGGUCCCAGACAACAAUACAUCAUCAGGCAGGAUGGAGAGACCAAUGUCACCUGCACAGUUUCCAAUCAUGUCAGUGAGAAGUCUGCACUUCAAACAGUGAAGUGCAGCAAAGACACAGACACAAAUAAAACAGGUCUACAUCCCAAAAGGUCUCGGGUUCCUCUUUCCCAGUUCAAGGUGAUCGUUGUGUUUAUGAGACAGUUAGAGGAUCUGGAGAUGCUGGCCCAAGUACAGUACAAUGAUGAGCCAUCAAAGUAA
This is a messenger RNA of Neolamprologus brichardi, 729 nucleotides long. The record is from RefSeq and is a predicted model, not a curated record. NCBI's taxonomy places the organism in Eukaryota, Metazoa, Chordata, Actinopteri, Cichliformes, Cichlidae.